GCGCGGUGCUGGUAGCGAUAAGGGAAUUCUACCCGACAACCGUUUUGAGCACGACCCAUCGCUUUCCGGUCCAGUGUAGGAUCGAAAGUGAAAGUGAUCACAUCUCUGCGCUCCCAGAGUGAUCGGCACCCUUACUGCGUGAUUGAAAAUCCGUUCCCGGACUAGAAUGUUGUCAGUUUUGUCGAAAACGACUCAGCGGGGGAGGAUCGGCUUGUCGGCCAUCUCUUCGGCAAAUCGUUACGCGUCCACCGGUGCAAAAGAACCGAGCAAAACGGCCCUGUACGAUUUCCACCAGCAUCACGGUGGAAAGCUGGUUGACUUUGCUGGCUAUUGGUUGCCCGUGCAGUACAGUGAUCAGAGUAUUAUCAAAUCACAUAAUUACACUCGCCAGUAUGGAUCGAUCUUUGACGUAUCGCACAUGCUGCAGACUUAUUUGAGAGGCAAGGACGUUAUCAGCUGUUUUGAAUCGGUUUGUACAGCAGACAUAAAGGGACUUCGCGACGGUACUGGAACUUUAACCGUGUUUACAAAUGGGAAAGGAGGUAUUCUGGAUGAUUUGAUUGUGAACCGAGUGUCGGAGGAUACGCUCUAUGUCGUAUCGAAUGCUUCAAGAAAGGAUACCGAUAUGGCCGUUAUGAUGGACGCAGUGGCAUCCUUCAAAGCUCAAGGCAAGGACGUCUCCGUGGAAUUUCUCACCAGUGACGACCAGUCGCUUCUGGCGGUGCAAGGCCCGCAGGCCGUUUCCGUUCUCCAAAAACUGGUAACCAAGGACCUCUCGCGGUUAUACUUCAUGAACUCCGCAUUCGAUUCCAUCGCCGGUGUGGAAAAUUGUCGCAUCACCCGGUGCGGAUACACCGGCGAAGAUGGAGUGGAAAUCUCUAUCCCUUCCAAUAAAGCAUCGGAAAUCGCGUCAGCCCUGCUAGAGCAGAAAGUGGGCAAUCUCAAGUUGGCAGGGCUCGGUGCUCGCGAUUCGCUCCGACUGGAAGCCGGUUUGUGCUUGUACGGCAACGACAUCGACGAAACCACGACCCCCGUCGAAGCGGGUCUCCUCUGGUUGGUGGCAAAACGCCGACGAGCAGAAAACAACUUCCCCGGAUCGGACAAAAUCAACAGUCAAAUCAAAAACGGCGUCACCAGACGGCGCGUCGGGUUUAGAAUGUCCGCUGGUUCGGCUCCCGCCAGGCAGCAUGUUGAAAUUUUCGACAACGAGCAGCACAAAAUCGGAGAAAUCACCAGCGGCUGUCCGAGCCCGUGCCUGCAGCAAAACGUCGCCAUGGGCUACAUCCGGGAAGAGUCGAAAAAGGUUGGAACCGAAGUUACGCUGAAAGUUCGAGACAAGUUCUAUCACAGUCAGGUCGCCAAGAUGCCGUUCGUUCCAACGCACUACUAUCAGCCUCCGAAAUAAGGGAAAUUCGAGCUGUUUACGCGCGCUGUUAAUCUAUAUUGGAUGUGCUGGUUUGAAACGGGCACGUGUAUUAGGUGUUUACGCUUGUUGCUUAUCAGUAGACUUUGCCAGGCAGAAUGAGUAGUCGAAUAAAUGGUUUGGUAGUUGAUAAGCAAUCAUUACCUUUUAUUACGUA
This is a messenger RNA of Armigeres subalbatus, 1580 nucleotides long. RefSeq names its product aminomethyltransferase, mitochondrial. Lineage: Eukaryota; Metazoa; Arthropoda; Insecta; Diptera; Culicidae. Gene Ontology annotation, molecular function: aminomethyltransferase activity; protein binding. The transcript has 3 exons. Gene Ontology annotation, cellular component: mitochondrion. Bases 167 to 1405 code for a protein of 412 amino acids. The record is from RefSeq and is a predicted model, not a curated record. Gene Ontology annotation, biological process: glycine catabolic process.